AUGGGCCUGAAUGCAAGCCCUAGGCCACACCGCACGGAAGACGUUGAGAGCUGCUACUGGCUGGUAAGCGAGUCUGUGGGCAACACCGAAAUUCGCGAUCCGGUCAGUCGAGUGCGAACUUGUGCGUUUUGGACGACUUCGACAACCCCGACUUUCGACAACAAUUUCCACCACCCCUCCCCGGAACUGUCGACCGAAGCCUUCGCCAUGGCCGAUAUCGAUGUCAAGAUUGCUCAAUGGAAGCUUGUUGAAGUUGGCCGCGUGGUGCUAAUCCGCCGCGGACCCUUCACCGGCAAGCUGGCCACGAUUGUCGAGAUUGUCGACCACAAGCGUGUCCUGGUCGACGGCCCUUCCACUGAGGAGGCGAAGAUCGUUCCUCGUCACGUCCUCCCUCUCUCUCACGCCACUCUCACCCACUUCGUUAUCCCCAAGCUCCCCCGUGCCGCCGGAACCGGUCCCGUGAAGAAGCUCUGGGCGCAGAACGAGAUUGACGGCAAGUGGGCUAAGAGCUCCAUUGCUCAGAAGGCGGACAUCAACAACCGACGGAAGAACCUGACCGACUUCGAGCGCUUCAAGGUCCUUAGACUCAGGAAGCAGGCUCGUUUCGAGGUCCAGAAGGCUCACGCCAAGAUCAGGGCAGCUGCUCCUAAGGCUUAGAUGGUUAAUGAGGCUCGGUGCAUAGAGUGAAGGGGUAUCUGGGACGGUUUCACUUUGCUGAGGGUUUAAAUUCAGCAACUCGCUGUAUGCAUUAUCAUUGACAGCAUAAAAAUGACUUAAGAACACUUGAUAUCCUGACAAGCCGUUGAAUCUCGUAAUGUUAUGUCAGGGCGUCCUGGCAUUCUGCUGGGUUUGUUCUACAUACUGAAAUGCGGGCAAUAACUAUUUUCCCCU
This is a messenger RNA of Aspergillus nidulans FGSC A4, 891 nucleotides long. Its product is annotated as 60S ribosomal protein eL14. Gene Ontology annotation, biological process: translation. NCBI's taxonomy places the organism in Eukaryota, Fungi, Ascomycota, Eurotiomycetes, Eurotiales, Aspergillaceae. Gene Ontology annotation, cellular component: ribosome; cytoplasm. Gene Ontology annotation, molecular function: structural constituent of ribosome; RNA binding. The record is from RefSeq and is a predicted model, not a curated record. The transcript has 5 exons. Bases 1 to 657 code for a protein of 218 amino acids.